Molecule: messenger RNA, 3636 nt
Organism: Helobdella robusta
Lineage: Eukaryota; Metazoa; Annelida; Clitellata; Rhynchobdellida; Glossiphoniidae
Exons: 14
Coding region: 185-1036 (283 amino acids)
Molecular function (GO): RNA endonuclease activity
Source: RefSeq, a predicted model, not a curated record
CAGGCAUAAUAUAUUUGAAUUUAUAAGUACGUGUGCAAUUAUAGACGUAUCGUUGUUGAAUGCAGGCAGAACAAUAAUUAAUAAAAACUUUCAACUUAAAACGAGGGAAUACCAUCUCAUUUCAAGUUACAAAUAUCUAGCCUUGUGUGUUCUAGCAAUCAAACCGAUUUUUUCAGAAAUCAAAAUGGCAAAUGCGAUAUACGAUAAAGAACUAUCUGAAAUCCUCACACGGCUCUGGAACGUUGAUGACAACCGGUGCACACCUGGACUCGACUACAAACUCAACCUGCAAGGUUUUGUUACGGCAACAAAAGGAAAUUUGAGAGAUAAGGCCAGUCAAAAUCUUUUCUUACAUUUCAAUGAGGAUAGAAUUUUCAACAAACCCACUAUCAAAGCUUUCAUCUCGUUGUUGGACAAUUACGCCAUAAACGUCAGUGAAGCAGAAACUGAAACAGACCUGGAAAGGGGAGAGGUGGAUAAUUUCCUAUCGACCAUCGUUGCAACCAGAGUUAUGAAGGAAACCCACAAAUAUCUGAACAGUCGGAAUAUGGUGGGUGCAAGUGAGGACGAUUUCAAGAAAUUAUUAUUCGACAUUUGGUUCAAAAUGUAUAAGAGAUCUUCAACUGACAAGAACGUCAACUCUUGCGGGUUCGAGCACGUGUUUGUUGGCGAGAUGAGGUCCAACGAGAUCAUCGGCUUCCACAACUGGCUUCAAAUUUACCUCCAAGAAAAAGUAGGGAACUUGGAUUACAUGGGAUUCUUUAGAAGAGGAACUACAGAUAAGUCAGAACCGACACCACACUUUCUGACGCAUCAGUUCAGAUGGAGAGGUGAAUUGAAGCCAAUUGUUAGUACCAUGAUCGGUAGGAGUCCAGAGUUUGAGAUGGCGAUGUACACAAUCGCGCAUCUGUGUCUGAGUGCUGCUGGCAAGAGGGAGGUGCAUGUGCACCUGGACGAGUACGAUGUGAUGUUGGUCGUGGCCAGACAUGGUCACUUCGGCAUUGGGACGGCCUACUUGGUGCCAUCGACCGAAUGAGACAAACUUCUUGAAAUUAAACUCUAAAUAUGAAGAUUUGACUUCCGCAAUGAUUUUACAUAGGUACCUUGAAGAAAAUUUUUGAUGAAUGAUUGAACAAUUUAAACAUUGAAUAAUGUUAUAUGACGUUCAUUAUAUUAUCUAAAAUAACAUUCAUUAAAUUAAGGAGCUAACAUUUUGAAGCGUUCAUUCAUUAUCACCAUAUUUUAAAGUAUAUUAGCCAUGGAAUACAUUCAACAUCUGCAAAGAAGAAAGCUGUUGUAACACAAAUUAACUCACCAAUUCAUAGUAGAAACAACAAAUAAAUAAAUGUGUUUAUGUGAGUAUUUCUUACUGUAUUUUCAUCACCGUUUUUCAAUUUAUUGAUAUAGAAAAGAAAGUAUAUAAAUAGCUUGAAAAAAAGAUAAAAAAUUGAACGGUACGAAAUUGAAAAACUGAACCAGAAAGUGAUCAAAGCUGAAAAUGCAGUGAUAUUUUUUAUCAAUUGUAUUUACGACAGUCUCAACCCUAUUUAUAUUUAUAUAUAUAUAUUUAUAUAACUUAUAAAUAAUUUAGACAAAAGAAUCAUUAAAAUCAAUGGCUGAAUGAUACAUACACUGGCAGUAAUUUUAUCAUUAGCACAUCCGUACAUCUGGGACGAUGGUUCUGUGACUAAGUAGUAAUAAAAAUAGUAUAUGGAAUGUGUGGAAGAUUCUAGUUGGCACAACUUAUUCAAAAUGUACUGCUUAAGACUUCUAACAAAUCAAUCAAUCAAUCAAUUAAAUAAAUUUCUAUAGCGUACAUUUCUAGAACUCAAUCACGCUCUGCAAAAAUGUAGAAUAUGUGUAAUGUCACGAAAUAACAAUACUUUAUUAAUUUAAAUACAUAACGACAUGUGAAAAUAUAUUUUACGAAUGUAAAUAAAUAUAUACGUAUAUGUAGUUAUAUAAUCUGCAGCCCUAAGUCAUCCCACCAAACAUCAAAUAAAUUAAAAAAUGAAAAUCCAGAACUUGACCCAAACUAUUGCGCCUCUGUGACGAUGCAAUGAUUUCAAAUAAUGGUAACCAUGCCAAUGAACAGAGACAUGUUUGAUGAAUGAUGAAAAAGAAGAAAAAACUAAACUGACUAUUUAAAAAUAUUUAAAUAAAUAAAUUCAAAUAUGUAUAUAUUUGUAUAUAUAAUAUCAAUAAUUAUAUUAUAAACACUAACCACAAUGGCAAUUGACGUGGACUAGCUAAUACAAUCUCGAAGCAAUUAAAUUAAAUGUAAAUUGCAUAAAAAUUGAUAAUUAAUUAAGUAAAAUUAUGUAUCUGGGUCAAAUGCAUAUGUAUCCGGGUCACAAAUGUUAUAUCAUGAUACUUAUAUCACAUUUUUAAGGAUAUCAGUAAUUAUUGCAGCAGACUAAUAAGGAAAUUAAUCAAUGUUAGUCGUUUAUGUAAUAAUUCUCCAAUACUGUCAUAAAAAAUAAUAAUGUGUGCAAUGUCGAUAUAUAUUACCAACAAUUUCAAUAUAUUUGGAUGUACAAUUUGAAAAUUGAUUACUGAAAAUGUUAAAACAGAGUAGAAUUGCAUCCAUUCGAAAUAUCAACAACUCUCUAAAACAAACAAAUGAAUAAAAGUAGAACUAAAUAAGAACAUCUUCUAUACAUUAAUAUAAAAUAUAUUAAUAACCUAAAACAAUAUAUACAGCAUAUAUAUAUAUAUAUAUAUUCAUAAUUAACAACAGCAAAUUUAGGCCAGCAUCACCAUCCAAGAUCAUCCUCUUAAGCCAGCAUCACCAUCCAACGCCAAUAAAUACCCACAAACAGCGCAAUAGUGCACAUAGGCACCGAGGGAAACGAAACAGUGCCAGAUGGCAUGAGCAAAGUUGAGUCUACCAUCCAACUUGAAGAAUAUGAUGCCGGUGAUGUAGGUCGCUCCGCCUGUGGCCAUCUCCAUCACACCUUCCUUGCUCUUCAUUUGAAAGGUGACAAUAGCUGGCAUGACUCCUAAUGAAAGGUAGAAGACAAUGUCCAACCAUUUGUAUCUCUCAUAAUAGAAGCACUGGUAAACAAUGCCAAGCAGUGCAGCCAGCCAGACUAGAGCAAGGACGACAGAAGGGCUUGCAUCGUGAUAUUCUUUCAACGUCAGCCAUGGCGUGUAUGAGGCAGCUAUGAAGAUGUAGAUGAUUCCUCGAUCGCACAGGUGCAACAACCAUCUCAAUUUGUUGCUGCGAGAAGAAGAGAAUGCAAGAAGAUGGAACAUGGCGGAGAGAGAGAAGAGAGCAAACAUGGAGCCCCCGUACAACAAGCAGACAGCAAAUGUUCGAGCAUCAGCUGACAUCUUCAACAUCCAGCUGAGGCCUUUCAAACUUGGCAAUAUCAAGAUUGCAUGUGUAGCAAUGUUGGCAAGGUGCUCUAAUGUUGUUGGCUCAUAGGCCGCCCGCCUACCAUCUCUGUCUGUUCUUUUUCUGCCUGAUCUGUUACCUGAACCUGAGUGAUCAGCUUGGUAGCAGUUGUUGCACAUAAUAAAUGUCCUCGCAUGAAUUCUUCGCUAAUUAACUACACUUCAAAAAAAUAAUUAACCCAAAAAAGAUUAAACAAACAAAACUAAAAAACAAUUUCGAGAAAUUAAAACCGUCGU